AAGGAACAAGGAAGUUCCGGGUGGGAUUUGCGAUACCCACCCACCUUGCAAGCUGCUCAAACUGUGUUGAUUUUCGCCGGCCUCCGUUAGUAAUUGCCCAUGUCCGACACACUGUGCAAAAUGCGUGUUUCUCAAAUAAUAAGUGCUCCACAGAUCAAGGCUGUAUGCACCAGUGCAGCUGAUAACCUGGAGGGCUUCAAAGCACAUGCGGUCUUCCAGGAAAUCAACAAAAAGCUACAAGAGGAUGGGGAGCAGUUUGUGAAGAAAAUUGGUGGGGUUUUUGCAUUCAAAGUCAGGGACGGACCAGAUGGUAAGGAGGCCACCUGGAUUGUGGACGUUAAGAAUGGCAACGGCUGCGUUCACAAUGACACAGCCAAGAAAGCUGACUGCACCAUUGCCAUGUCGGACGGCGACUUGUUGGCCCUCAUGACGGGGAAAAUGAAUCCUCAGACCGCUUUCUUCCAAGGCAAGCUGAAGAUCACAGGGAACAUGGGCAUGGCCAUGAAGCUCCAGAGUCUGCAGCUGCAGCCGGGCAAAGCCAAGCUGUGAGGGCCGGAGGAGGACCAGCGGCGGGGAGAGAGGCUCGCAGGCCUCCAUCCCGCUCCACCACACCCCCACAGCCCACAACCCUCCGUAGACUGGGCCGCAGAGAUUCGCCGACGUGGAUUAGACGAGACCAGACCAGACGAGACCAGACAAGACGAGACUCUGGCUUCAUUUGUACGAAUUUGGGAGUGACGGGAGAGAAAUUGGAGACAACAAAGGAAGGAAGGAUGUGUCCUCUUGUUUUGGCUCCUUUCACUUUCACUGCUGUUUGUUUGUUUGUUUGUUUGUUUGUUUGUUUGUUUGUUUUCCUAACAAGGUAACACCACUCUAGAUUGGUAGAGACUCUACGUGUGCACUUUUUUAAUAUUAAUGCAAUUUGAUCUCUUGGUGACUGAAACGUUUCUCUGUUAAACAAAGAGAGGAAAUAAAGAGGGGCAUCAUUUUCAUUUCCUUUCUGUGAAAAUAGUCUGUACUGUACAUGCUACUCUUCCUGCAUUAUUCCACACAGCGCUAUGUGAGUGUGGAUGUGUGCCUGUGUCUACUCUUACAGGGGAGCUACACCACCCCACCACCGCGCUGAACUGAAGCGUUCCGUUCGCGACGCAUAAAAUCCAUUUUAGAAGACUGGUCUAUUUCUUUUGAAUGUACUGUACGCCCCACUGUCACGUCUAGUGUAGCUACUUCCACUGAUUAUAGGGAUUAUUAGUUGCUGCAGCAUACGCGUCGCGAGCAGAACGCUUCAGUUACGCGCCUGGUAUAGCUCCCCUCUUGCUCUUGUGACAACUGAGAAAGCUGUCAAGUGCCUGCAGUGUUUGCAGUACAUUCCAGCGACUGUGUGUUGACAUGUUCCAUCAUCUUGGAAAGAGAGAGAAAACGUUCUUCUGUAAUCACCGAUACUGUCCAAGGGCUGUAUUUGAAGAGUGCGAUGUCAAUAGAAAUGAAACCACUACGCAUUGUAUUUUGUUUUUGUGCAUUUUAGGCCCACUUUCUUUCUUUAAUGACCCAGCUGGUACUGUACCAUGUCAGAGCAGUGGUCUCAGUUUGACACUCAUCAGAGAUGUCAGUUGUUGCAGUUGUGCAUACUCUUCAGACAUGCCCCUGACAUUGGCCACUUUCCAGAAUUUUCUUAAUGAUUGCCCAGCGGAUGUUAGAUUUUAUACUAAAUAAACCUUGAGUAUGAUUGAAUUGACCCUGAGUGCUUAUGAUUAAUCAUAGUGCCACUUGAGCUGAUAACUUGAAGCCGCUCUUCAUCUGUUGUACAGUCAUCAUUCGUUUAAAUGUCAUUACCUUCCAUUCAUGAUUUCAAUGGCAUUCCUCUUCAGUUAUGUGGGGAAUCAUCUGAAUGGCUGAUGUAAAUUGAUGUCUUUUAUGUCACUCUGAAGAUAUUUGACCAUUUUGAAAUAAAUAGUACUACUGAUUGAUUGAA
This is a messenger RNA of Sardina pilchardus (European sardine), 1972 nucleotides long. RefSeq names its product sterol carrier protein 2b (gene scp2b). The record is from RefSeq and is a predicted model, not a curated record. The transcript has 5 exons. The coding region runs from base 100 to 549 and encodes 149 amino acids. Gene Ontology annotation, cellular component: cytosol. NCBI's taxonomy places the organism in Eukaryota, Metazoa, Chordata, Actinopteri, Clupeiformes, Clupeidae.